This is a messenger RNA of Notechis scutatus (mainland tiger snake), 6651 nucleotides long. The record is from RefSeq and is a predicted model, not a curated record. NCBI's taxonomy places the organism in Eukaryota, Metazoa, Chordata, Lepidosauria, Squamata, Elapidae.
UAAUCACCUUACUAAAGCAAGAUGGUUGUACUUCAAGCUGGUGAUCAUGUAUGGCUGGAAUCCCAUUCAGGAAAAGAGUUUAAUGUGCCCAUUGGGGCAGUGGUGAAAGUAUCUAACUCAGCACGACUCUUGCUGGAGGAUGAUGAAGGCAAGGAGCACUGGAUCACAGCUCAAAACAUUAGCGCAAUGCGACCAAUGCAUGCUGCCUCUAUCCAAGGAGUGGAAGAUAUGAUAUAUCUUGAAGAGAUGAAUGAAGCUGGCAUGGUACACAAUCUAUAUAUCCGCUACAAGGAGAAUAACAUCUAUACCUACACAGGCUCUAUUCUUGUAGCCAUCAAUCCAUAUCAAGUGCUGCCAUUGUAUACCAUGGAACAAAUCCAGCUCUACUUCAAUAAGAGAAUUGGGGAACUGCCUCCUCAUGUCUUUGCCAUUGCUGAUAAUUGUUAUUUCAACAUGCUGAGAAAUAAGAAAGAUCAAUGCUCUGUCAUUAGUGGAGAGUCUGGAGCUGGGAAGACGGAAAGCACAAAAUUAAUGUUGCAGUUCUUAGCUGUUAUUAGUGGUCAACAUUCCUGGAUUGAGCAACAGAUUCUUGAAGCCAAUCCCAUUUUGGAAGCUUUUGGCAAUGCUAAAACAAUUCGAAAUGAUAACUCAAGCCGCUUUGGGAAAUACAUUGACAUUCACUUCAACCAAAAUGGUAUAAUAGAAGGAGCUCGGAUAGAACAGUUCCUUCUGGAGAAGUCUCGAGUGUGUCGCCAGGCUCCUCAGGAAAGAAACUAUCACAUAUUUUAUUGCAUGUUAAUGGGGAUGAAUCUGGAACAGAAAAAAAUGUUGAAUCUUGGCACUACUUCAGAGUAUACUUACCUAACUAUGGGCAAAUGCACUUUCUGUGAAGGCCGUAGUGAUGCCAAGGAAUAUGCUCAUAUAUGCUCAGCUAUGAAAAUUCUCAUGUUCUCUGAUUCUGAGCAGUGGAACAUAAGCAAAUUGCUGGCAGCCAUUUUGCAUCUAGGAAAUGUAAAAUUUGAAGGUAUUGUGUAUGAAAAUUUGGACGGCUCUCAUAUUCUUGACUCUGUACAUUUUUCCACCGCAACCAAACUGCUAGAGGUGGAUUCUAAAGAACUCCAUAAGAGCCUUACAAACCAUUCCAUCAUCAUCCGAGGGGAAAGUGUCUCUACGCCCCUAAGUGUGACUCAAGCAGCCGAUGUGAGAGAUGCCUUUGUCAAGGGGAUCUAUGGAUUCCUCUUCAUCUGGAUAGUGAAUAAGAUCAAUGAUGCAAUUUGUGGUCCUUCUUCUCCAGAUGAGAAAAAAAUGUACAAAUCCAUUGGGCUCCUGGAUAUAUUUGGCUUUGAAAAUUUUAACACUAACAGUUUUGAGCAGUUUUGCAUCAACUUUGCCAAUGAACAUCUCCAGCAAUUCUUUGUACUCCACAUCUUCAAACUGGAGCAGGAAGAAUACUUAGCUGAGCAAAUCUCCUGGAACCAUAUUGACUUCAAGGAUAACUGUGCCGCUUUGGAAGACAUUGUACUCAAACCCAUGAACAUCGUUUCCCUGAUUGAUGAGGAAAGCAGAUUUCCCAAAGGGACAGACACCACUAUGCUAAACAAAAUCAAUUCGCACCAUGGCAGAAGCAAAAUCUACAUUCCUCCAAAGAAUGUCCAUGAUACAAUUUUUGCUAUUAACCAUUUUGCUGGAGUUGUUUAUUACCAGUCAAAAGGUUUCCUUGAGAAAAAUCGUGAUAUGCUUAGCUCAGACAUAAUGCAACUUGUUCAUUCAUCCAAAAACAAAUUCCUCAAAGAGAUCUUCCAGGUAGACACAAACAUGCAUGUUCUGCCUUUUGGCCGUGGGACCAUUAAGCACCUUGGAAAGGAUUCCUUAAAGGGUUCAGAUUCUGGCAAACGCUUGCCUACACUAGCAGGACAAUUCAAACAGUCUCUGGAGCAAUUGAUGAAAAUCUUGAAUAGCUGCCAGCCUUAUUUUAUCCGCUGCCUUAAACCCAAUGACCAAAAAAAACCAAUGCAAUUUGAUAGAGAACUCUGUAUCCGACAACUGUAUUACUCUGGCAUGAUGGAAACCAUCCGGAUUAGGAAAGCUGGCUACCCAAUUCGCUAUAGCUUUGCAGAUUUCUUUCAGAGAUACAGAGUCCUACGGCCAGUGCCAGUUAGGGAACAGCUGAAAAAUGAUGUUCGUCAGAGUUGCAUUUGUAUCUGUAAGAAAGUAAUGGAAGAUGAAGAUUGGAAAAUUGGCAAAACCAAAGUUUUUCUGAAAGAUUAUCAUGAUACGGUCCUGGAGGUGCAGCGUGACAAGGCGCUCAGAGAAAAAGCCAUUCUAAUUCAGAAGGUGUUGAGGGGAUUCAAAGACAGGAAACAGUUUCUGAAGCAGAGACAAAGUGCUGUAAUUAUACAGGCAGCCUGGAGAGGAUACUUUGCUCGGAAAAAAUUUAGAAUGCUCAUAUUGGGAUUUGAACGUCUGCAAGCCCUUUUCCGGAGCAAACAGCUUAUGAAGAAGUAUGAAGAAGCCCGUGGCAACAUGAUUAAGUUUCAAGCAUUGUGCCGAGGUUACCUGAUGCGCCAGAAAAUUGCUGAGCAGUUGAAAGCUGUGUGUGUGAUACAGGCUUAUGCCAGGGGAAUGUUCGUUCGUAAGACUUUGCACAAAAUGAAGAAGAACAUUAGUAUUAUAAUACCAGCCCUUGGAGAGUACUCUCAUUCCUCUAUGAAAGAAAACAAACAUGAAUCAAUGUAUGAUGUCAUCAGUGAUCAAGAAAUGGUGGACAGAGUAUUUGGUUUCUUGCCUUCUUUCAUUGGGGGGCAAGAAGGCCAAGCUCCUUUGGGCUUUGAGGACCUGGAGAAAAAAACACAGACACACAAGCUGCAAGAGGUAGACCUGGAUAUGAUCCCCAUGACGAUAGAGCUGGACGAGGAGGCAGAUGACUUGGCACAAUACACCUUCCCCAAAUUUGCAGCAACUUACUUCCAAAGAUCUGCCACUUAUACGCACAUUAGACGUCCACUGCGCCACCCUUUGCUUUAUCAUGAUGAAAAGGAUGAUAUUUUGGCAUCUCUAGCUGUGUGGACCAUCAUUUUGCAGUUCAUGGGUGAUUUGCCAGAAAGAGUGCAGAAUAUCAACAGCAAGAGAAGUUCCAACGAGACCCAGAUUUAUGAAAAUUUUGGCAAGAAAAACCAUCCGCAGCCUGUAAGCAGUUCUCAUGCAGAUAUAAAAAGCCAGUUGAUGAACGGGGAGGAUAUGUUUCAAGAGGAAUCCUCUGAGUCUGAGAGGCCUAUGUCUAACCUUGAAAAAGUGCAGUUUAUCAUUGGAAAUGCUAUCCUGCGUCCUGCCAUCAGGGAUGAGAUUUAUUGCCAGAUCUGCAAACAACUCACUGAAAACAAUAAUAAAACUAGUUAUCAUAGAGGUUGGAUCUUGCUGUCCCUCUGCCUUGGUUCUUUCUGCCCUUCGGACCAGUUUGUGAAGUAUCUACUAAAUUUCAUUCGGGGUGGUCCAUUAUUGUAUGCACCAUAUUGCUCUGAACGGUUGAGGCGAACUUAUAUGAAUGGAACACGAUUUGAACCACCUAGCUGGAUGGAGCUGCAGGCAACCAAGAGUAAGAAGCCAAUUACACUUAGUGUAAUCAUGAUGAAUGGCAACAGUACCAAAGUGUUUGCAGAUUCAGCCUCCACUGCAAAGGAGAUCUGCCAACUGGUAGCUGAUCAAAUGAACUUGAAAGACACAUUUGGCUUCUCUCUCUACAUUGCUUUGUAUGAUAAGGUCUGGUCACUGGGCGGUGGACGGGAUCACAUCAUGGAUGCCAUUUCUCAGUGUGAACAACAGGAAAAAGAGAAGGGCGGUCACGUACAGUAUACUCCUUGGCGUCUCUAUUUUAGAAAAGAGAUCUUUACCCCCUGGCACAACUCCAAAGAAGAUCCCAUCAGCACUGAACUCAUUUAUUAUCAGAUAAUACGUGGCAUCCGGUUUGGAGAAUACUGCUGUGAAAAGGAGGAGGACUUGGUGGAAAUUGGAGCCAAAUACUGUUAUAUCAAGUUUGGAGAGUCCAUCCAAAAUGAGUUGGUUCAAAGUAUUCUUCAAGAAUGUAUCCCGGCAAAGCUACUAAAAUCCAAAUCCCAAGAGAAGUGGGUGAAUCUCAUCACAUAUGCUCACGCUAAGGCAGCUUACACACAGGACCAGAUUUCCCCUCAAUGUGUAAAGGAGCAGCUGGUAGACUUUGCCCGUGAUCACUGGCCUCUGCUCUUUUCUAGAUUCUUUGAAGUUACUAAAUUUUCAGGGCCCAGUCUGCCAAAGAAACAUUUCAUUGUGGCAAUUAAUUGGAAAGGUGUAUGUUUCCUAGAUGACACUGAAAGAAGACUGCUAGACUUGUCUUUUCCAGAGAUUAUUGGCAUCCAUACCAACAGGGGAGUCAAGACAUUUGGGCAAAGCUGCACUCUUAGCACACUGCGGGGUGAAGAGUUUGUCUUGACAUCUGUCAAUAGUGUUGCAAUUGCAGAAUUAAUGGUUAUGUUCCUGGAAGGACUGAAAAAGCGAUCACUUUAUGCGGUGGCAAUAGAAGACAAAAAACCUCAAGGUGACACUACCAUUUUGGCCUUCAGGAAGGGGGACUUGUUGAUUUUAAUCCAGGACAAAAGACUAGGAGAAAAUCAAGGCUGGAUUUCUGCUCAAAAUGAGCGAACCAAUGGUUCUGGGCUUGUGUCAUUAGAGACCAUCUAUAUCAUCCCUACAGUUACAAAGCCUUCCAGUCAAAUAUUGAGCUUGCUGAUGAUGUCACCUGAACAACGGAAGUUACUAUCGCUAAACUCUCAUGUGGAAGAACCCGAAGAAGAGAAUGAAAAUGUGAAGCCAUAUACACUGGAAGAAUUCUCCUAUGAGCACUUCAGAGUACCUGAGAAGGAGUCAAUCAGCAAGGCUGUUUUACCCAAGUCCCGAGGGCGGAGUCAUCUGUGGAGUCAUUCUAGGGAACCCCUGAAAAAGCCUUUGCUAAAGAAAGUGUGUUCUAAUCCAGACCUCUGGGACUUUGCUUGCCAGACCUUCAAUGCCAUUAUGAAAUACAUGGGAGAUUAUCCCUCAAAGCAAGAGAGGUCUCCUGUGGAACUUACUGACCAGAUAUUUUUAGUGGCAAUCCAGGAGGAAACUUUGCAAGAUGAGAUCUACUGUCAGAUCUUGAAACAGUUAACAGAAAACCACAACAGGUAUAGCCUGAAUAGUGGUUGGCAGUUACUCUGGCUCUGUACAGGCCUUUUUCCACCUAGUAAAUCAUUGCUGAAACAUGUUCAGAAGUUCAUUGAGACUCGUCUGAAGGAGAAUCUGGCAUUGGAAUGCAGACAUAGGAUCCAAAAAGUGAUGAGGAGUGGCUGUCGGAAGUGGGCUCCACACAGUGUAGAAGUGGAGGCAAUUCAGAAUAAUAUCACCAAGAUUUCUCACAAAGUUCAUUUUCCAAAUGAAAAAGAGCAGGUUUUUGAUGUAGGAACAAACACAAAAGUAUGGGAUCUAUGUCAGAUGAUUGGCAACAAGAUGGAAUUGAGCUCCUUGGAUGGAUUUAGCCUCUUUAUCAAGAUUUCAGAUAAGGUGAUCAGCCAGAAUGAAGCAGAUUACUUCUUUGACUCCUUAAGGCAGGUGACAGACUGGACUCGGAAGAACAGGCCAGGAAAAGAGGCGUUUCCCACCACUAUGAAUUAUCAAGUAUAUUUCAUGAGAAAGUUGUGGUUGAAUGUGAUACCUGGGAAGGAUUUGAAGGCUGAUUGCAUCUUUCAUUAUCAUCAGGAACUGCCAAAGUAUCUGCGAGGCUAUCACAAGUGCUCAAAAGAGGAUGCCAUUCAACUGGCUGGGCUGAUUUUCAGAGUUCGUUUCAACAGUGAUCAAACACAAUAUGCUGCAAUUCCUAAAAUACUGAAGGAACUAGUGCCUGAGAACAUGAUUCCAAUACUAUCCCCAGAGGAGUGGAAACGGAAUAUUAUUUCUGCUGUCAACAAACUUGGACAAAAAAGUGUGGAUGAGGCCAAAGUCGCCUUCUUGAAGUUCAUAUAUCGUUGGCCAACAUUUGGCUCAGCCUUCUUUGAAGUGAAGCAAACAUCAGAGCCAACUUUUCCUGACAUAGUACUGAUUGCUAUCAACAAGCAAGGAAUUUCCAUAAUACAUUCAAAGACCAAGGAAAUCUUAGCUCUUUAUCCCUUCAAUAAAAUUUCUAACUGGAGCAGUGGUAGCACAUAUUUUCACAUGACAAUAGGGAACCUGGUACGAGGAAAUCGAAUACUUUGUGAGACAUUUUUGGGUUACAAAAUGGACGACUUGUUAACAUCAUAUGUUCAUUUGCUAAUGAACAUUGUAAACAAACAGAAAAAGCCCAAUGUCCCUGCCUGAAGAUGCAGCUAUCGUCAUGCAAAGGUUAUACCCGAUUUGCAAUAUUUGCUAUCUGGAAAGAAUUGGGACUUGGUUAUUUUGCUUUUUUGUUUUUGACUGAAAUGAAGAGGACCAUAAGUGUGGGCUUAUGCUGACUGCAGCUUAAUCGUAUCUGGCUUGGCUACAAGUUGUACUUCAGCAUAUCAAGAUUUUGUCCCAAACUAUUAUCUUUUUAAUAAUUAUAGCCUCUUUCCUUGGAAAUAUUGAUCACAUUCUUACUGUAUUCUAGCCAUCAGCAGUACAGUGCAAAAAGAU